This is a messenger RNA of Xyrichtys novacula (pearly razorfish), 6573 nucleotides long. The record is from the annotation of a GenBank genome assembly. Lineage: Eukaryota; Metazoa; Chordata; Actinopteri; Labriformes; Labridae.
GGUUGUUGUGUCUGGUGCCAGUAUAAGCAGGAGUGGCAUACAUACGCUCACACCAGGAACUCGAAAGAAGACGGCAACCCUUUUCCUGGUACAUCUAUUGACAGUGUUAUAUUAAAAUGGGGGCUUGUUUGGCCUUGUGCUCCCUUGCCAGCUGCGUAAGUAUUUUUUUUAAUACUAUAUUAUCUGACUCUUAACGGCAGGCUUUAGUCGAUGCUGUUUUUAAAACGUCAACGAUCAACGCUUGGCCAACUAACUCCUAGCACAACGCAAAUCGCUCAAAACCAUGUGAAAUAACUUUAAAUAUGUGACUGGGUUAUUAAAUGGAUGUUGUUGGACACAUACUGCAUAAUACACAAGUUGAUUUAAAGGGUUUCGACGGGGCCAAAGAGAAGGGGGCGGAAGAAUAGCGAGCUAAGCUAAUGUUAGACUAUUUGAUGCUUACGGUUCGUCUUGAUCGUCAUAUCAAACUUCAGGGUAAUGGACCACUGUCUGCGACUACAGCCUUUUGACUGGUUGAACGAUACCUAAACAGCCGAACACUAUGCUUACUAUGUCACAGUCAAAAGCCUGGUUUGACAUGAAUAAGGUGGAGCCUGUUCGUCUUUUGAUAUGUGUUAUGACUGUAUGCAUAAUAAAACAACUGUGCCCUAGAGUUGUUGACAUACUGGUCUACAUGGUUUGUUUUAUAAUUAAUCGUUGGUAUGAGUCAGUCAUGUAGGUGAUAUUUUUGGACUUAUCCUGGGAUAUUCACCGUCAUGGUGUACCAGUAUUAUAAAUGGAACAACCUCUUAUAGAUUUGGCACAUCUCUAAAGCAAAUGUCUACCUCCAUUCACUGUCAGUCCUCCCUAAUGCUUUGCCUUUAUUAAUCUGUGGAUUUAUUUAUUUAUGGUCCCUGUCACGAUCACGCACAGGCCUCAUGUCUGUGUGGCUCGGCACCAUGCCUGCUGUGUGGCUGCUGUCCCUCCUCCAAUAACUCCACCAUCACACGGCUGGUUUUCUCCUUCUUCCUGCUGCUGGGGACAAUGGUGUCUGUCAUCAUGAUACUACCUGGAAUGGAGGAACAUCUCAAUAAAGUAAGAUCUUUGUCAAUCGCCACUGUUAACAACAUUAUGCUGUCAAUGUAUUGAUUAUAUUUGAUCAUUUCUUCAGAUUGUUUGAACUCCCUAUGGUGGUUACAGUGCAUGAUUUCUUGUCCAUAUUCGGUGUAUGAGAUGUAUGAGUAGUUGUUGUGAUGAACUUUUUAGAUUAAAUAACUAGGUCUCUGAGAUAGGGUGGUUACUUAUUAAAAGCCACACUGAGGUCAGACCUGUAUAACAUUACAGGAAAUGGCUCACUUGUGAUAAAGUGUCCUGAGUAAUAAAGUGACAGCUCACCAGUACCAUGUAAUAACACUUACAGAGAUGAUAAGAUACACCAUCUCUACCUGGCACUUUCCAAAAAUGAUUUUCCUGUUUAUUUUUUCCUGAUGUGUAGAUUCCAGGAUUUUGCAAAGGAGGAUCCUCUGUGAUUGGUUUUGAAAAUCAAGUCAAGUGUGAUGUCAUCGUGGGCUACAAGUCUGUGUACCGGAUGUGUUUUGCCAUGACCUGCUUCUUCUUCUUGUUCUGCCUCAUCAUGAUUGGUGUUCGAAGCAGCAAAGAUCCACGUGCGGGUAUUCAAAAUGGGUGCGUACAGAUACAAUUGGUCUUAUUUAGUGUGCACAGGUAUUUGAGGUACUCACAUCAGGUUUCUAUUGGUUUGAUUACCCAGAUUCUGGUUCUUCAAGUUCCUGAUCCUGAUUGGUAUCACAGUGGGAGCCUUUUUCAUUCCUGAUGGGACCUUUCAUACUGGUACUGACUUGCUCUGAUAGUGAAGAAUGAACAUUUGUAUUCUGUGUCAGUUCAUUGAGGAGACUCAGACUAUAAAUAUUUAUCUUUAAAUGUUUUGUGUCUUUUUCCUGUCCCAGUGUGGUUUUACUUUGGAGUGGUGGGAUCCUUCAUCUUCAUUUUGAUUCAGCUCAUCCUUCUCAUUGACUUUGCUCACUCCUGGAACAAGGUGUGGGUAGAAAAUGCUGAAAGUAGAAACAACAAAUGCUGGUUUGCAGGUACACUGUUCAUUAAAAAAUAAGGCUUUCUUGCCAAUUUUUAAAAAGUAAUUAGCACUGAAGUCUGUUGAUGGCUGCUUUUUUUCUAUCCAAUUUCCAGGUCUUCUGUCUUUUACUGUCCUUCAUUAUGCCUUGGCUUUCUCUGCUGUGGUGCUUUUCUACGUUUACUACACUCAACCAGAUGGCUGCACAGAGCACAAAGUCUUCAUUAGCCUCAACCUUAUCUUCUGCAUCAUCAUCUCAAUCGUGUCCAUUCUACCUAAAGUACAGGUAUAGUGUUCAGUAGCAAUGUUCAUGCAAGAGCUGCUGUUUCUCAAAUUCACCAGAGGCUUUUGCUUCAACUCUGAUGUCUAAGUCACAUGUUUAUACUUAUGUAUUAGCUCUACAGUCUACACUGCAGCCAUUGUCACAACAAGCUAUGUAAAUAGGCUUCUGCGUAGGUACAAGGGUAAAUGUACUGCAGGGCUACAUGAACCUGCUGAUGCUAUCACGUAGAUCCAAAUUAGAAGUAUAGUCUAUAGUCUAUAUUUUACAUGAUGUCCCAUUUCAGCUUAUUAAUAUUAAGCACUUUUUGUCCCGUUCUACAGGAAGCCCAGCCACACUCAGGUUUGCUCCAGGCCUCACUUAUCUCCCUCUACACCAUGUAUGUCACCUGGUCUGCAAUGACCAACAACCCAAGUGAGUCUCCUUCCUGACUUACACUUUGCUCUCAUCACUCCUGUGUAGCUCAUGGUUGCGUGCUCGGUUGUGAUCAUACUCCCUGUUUUCUUUCAAUGUAUGUAUUUGCUGAUUGUCUUCUGCCGAAAUUUGAUUAUAGUGGUAAGUUUCCAAAGACAAGCUUUAGGAUCAAAGAGCUGUUUUUUCAGUAGGUAGACCAUCUCCCUUGUCUUAUCUUGUGUCUCCAGCUGAAUAGCAACAAUGGGCUAGAUUGUGGUGACUGUAGGGUUAGAUUUUUCUAUACAUAGUCACUGAGAUCUAUUUACAGUCAUCAAGGCUGUAAAUAUGUCAAAUUAGAUUUCACCUUUCUAUAAAUGUGAGAAAGGUGCCAGAGAUUCACUGUACAAGGUUAAAAGGUCUGUUAAAGCUUAGAAUUUCAAAGAUGUCCAAAGAACCAAAACUUAGGGAAAUAUAAGUGAAACUAUACUGAAAGACAGUUACCCAAGCCACAGCUAUUUAACCUACUGGGUGCAUUAAGGGAGGUUUAACUGAUGGGCAGAGUUCCACUAGAGGGCAGCACAUCCCUGGCAUAAGCCAUAUCUCAGUGAGGAAGAAGAAGUCAAGGUUAUGAUUUGUAAUCAGAUCAUUAAAAAACAAAAAUCUGUUCAACACAGACUGGGACUUUAAGGGGGCAAAUAAGCUGGACUGUGGUUGUAACAGCAGUAGACAGGGAUCAGCUUGUCUGGCCUGGCAGCUGAGAACACAGUGCAGAAGUAGAGGCUAAAGGGAUGGGAAGGUGGGGGAGAAAAGUGUGAGCGCAGAGCAGCAACUCAGUGUCUGGAACCAGUAAACAUGUGUUUGAUUGCAAGUAUUCGGGUACUGUUUAUCCUAGCAGCAUACAUUCAUUAUAGUAACGAUAAAACUCCAAAUUAUCCAGAGAUAUUUGAAGUACUUUCAUAACCUCUCAUAUGCCAAAAAUGUCUAAUACUUGGAUUGUAUGCUCUGACAUCUUAGAUCGAAAGUGUAACCCAAGCCUGUUGAGUCUGGUGUCAAACGUCAACACCACUGUACCACCAGAGGGCAGCAACACAGAAGGAGUGCAGUGGUGGGAUGCACAGGGCAUCGUUGGUUUGGUAAUCUUCCUCUUCUGCACUCUCUAUGCCAGGUGGGUAAAACUCUCCAAGAGUCAGGUUUUUGUUCUGUCUCUAUAUCUCUGUAUCUAUAGUUAGAUAAAUGGACAGAUGGAUAUUAUUCUUAACUAAACAUCCUCUCUUGAUCUCUUUCUCAGUAUCCGCUCAUCCAGUAAUGCCCAGGUAAACAAGCUGAUGCAAACAGAGGAGGGUGGAGGUUCAGGUGGAGAGGGGGUCAUGGGAGAGGAUGGUAUACGCAGGGCUGUGGACAAUGAGGAAGAUGGAGUCACCUACAACUACUCCUUCUUCCACUUCCACCUUUGCCUGGCAUCUUUAUACAUCAUGAUGACUCUCACUAACUGGUACCAGUAAGUAUUUCUCCCCAUCAGACUUUUAGCCAUAAAGGAUUAGUUACAAUUUGAUAUCGAUAUCUUGUAAAGUUUUGUUCUCCUUAGCUGACAAAUGUUUUAACUCAAGGUUUUUAGUAGUUGUAGUCUUACAGUCUGGCCACCAGGGGUUGUAAGAUGUCACCUAAAGCAGUGGUUCUCAAGUCCAGUCCUUGAGGCCCACUGUCCUGCAUGUUUUGGAUGUUUAACUGCUCCAACACACCUGAUUCAAAUGAUCAGCUCGUUAUCAAGCUCUGUAAUGGCUUAAUAACGAGCUGAUCAUUUAAAUCAGGUGUGUUGGAGCAGGGACACAUCCAAAACAUGCAAGACAGUGGACCUCGAGGACUGGACUUGAGAACCACUGACCUUAAAGGUUAUCCAUCAAUUUAACACAGAUUCAAUUUCUUGAAAUCUUUAAAACUAAAAAAAAUAUGUGCUUUUCUUGAUAACUCGUGAAAAAACACAUGUGUAUUAAGUUCUCAGUGUUAUGUUGAGUUAAUUUAACAGUGCCUUUCCCUCUGUCCCCCCCGCAGACCAGACACCACCACCCAGGCCAUGCAGAGCAGCAUGCCUGCUGUGUGGGUGAAGAUGAGCUCCAGCUGGCUGGGUCUGGGACUCUACCUCUGGACCCUCAUUGCCCCCCUCCUCUUUCCGGACAGGGAUUUCAGCUGAGCAAGCACCCCUUGAUUAGCUGUGCUUUUUUUUUCUUGCACAGGAUAAGAGGCAGUCUGAAGGAUACUUUGAAAAUGAAGGAAGAAGGAUAAUACACACUAAGUAUAAAUGACUAAAUUUUUGCUGUCUUUUUCUCUUAAAUGUUUCUGCUUUUAGUUUUUUAGUUGUGCUCCUUUUAGAAUGAUUAUUUAGUGCAGAAAAUCACUGUAAGUGAGGUGUGUUUUUAAGUAAGCUUGAUUGAUAAUGGUUUUGACUGUGAGAAUUUGGUUUCUGUUCUUUUUUAAGCCCCCACCUUAUCAAGCGUCUCCCUCUCCCUCUCCCUUCUGCCUGAUGUGGUCGUGAUAUUGUGAUAUUGCUAUAUGAGCUCUGUUAUCUUAUUGCUGAAUAUUAGUUACUAGACUAUCGCAUUGACUCAGCAACCAGGCAGUUUGUCAAUACCUCAGACAUUUUGCCAACAGAUUCCCCUUUAAAGGCCUAUGACGUCAGACUUCUCUGAUUGGCUGGGUCUGGAGUCCCUACGAUUACAGUAGCUGGAAUGUGUUAGAGCCAGGGGCGACAGGGGGAACCCUCCUAAGGAGCCUCAGAGUGAGGUGAGUGUGAGAGUCAGAUAAGACUUUGAUGACACACCCUACAGAUAAGAACCGGGCUUCCCUUUUGCUGCUAGGCUGGAUGUAAAUCCACGUCCUCACACUUUCAGUCCUCACAGAGCAUGAGUCUAAUCUCAGCUCUCCUUCAUCCAAUGGUCAUUUAUCUGCGGUGCUAAGCCUAUCUGUCGUCUGAUGGGUAUUGGCCAUGUGCAGCCACGGGCAACAAUCUGUACCUGUAAAACAAGUCUGUUUGCAGCCUGGAGACAUGUAUUGAUCCUUAGCAGUCAGCAUCGUGUGAUGCGCAAUGGUACGGCUCAAGAGGUGAUCGCCUGAGAUUCUGCAGAAUGCCAUUAUGUCCAGAAUGUUGUCGAGCGUGGUAUUGAGUGAAGUAAAAAGGGACUUUUAAUUGUCGCACCUUCAAGAUGACGAAGCAUUUCAGUGCUGAUGAAUUGCUGUUCAGUGGUGUUGAUUUUCAUAACCUGUUGAUGGUUGUUUGCUGGUACAGUCAUUUAUGCAUUAUAUAAAAGUUACCUCGAUUUCAAAAUGAAUGGAAUAAGUCAAAGUAGAAAACAUUUUGUAUCUAUAGAGGAAAAAAGUUUUUGGAACAAUCUUUAAAAUGUGCAAUUUUGUUUAAUGUUCUUUUUAACAUUUCAAUUGCCACGCAAAUCAAACACAAGUAUUGUGAAUUAACUCGUGAUAACUUCUGUUUUUGCUAUGUUUCAAUUGAAUCUUGUGACGUGUAUGCACAUUUAAUCAACACUACCCUACUUAAAGAGAUUGUUAAUGUAGAAUUGCAAUGUUAGUGUAUAACAUGUAACAUUUCCAAACACUAUUAAGUGCCUUUUUGUAGUCCUGGGUUUCAAAAUGAAUCAAUCUCUAAUGCCGAUAUGUGCUUGUCAUGCCUUGCCUUACAUAGUGGUGACUGAAUCAUUGCAUGCCAUAUAACAAGGCACAGGCCUAUGACUGGUAUCAAUAUUGUAAGUUAUGUAUAAACACUGUUUUUAAUAAACCUUGAAAUCUGCCAAUCACUGUCUUCAUGAAGCUUUCAUAGAAACUUCAC